Messenger RNA from Mya arenaria, 2757 nucleotides. RefSeq lists its product as uncharacterized. Gene Ontology annotation, biological process: G protein-coupled receptor signaling pathway. Gene Ontology annotation, molecular function: G protein-coupled peptide receptor activity. The coding region runs from base 270 to 1808 and encodes 512 amino acids. NCBI's taxonomy places the organism in Eukaryota, Metazoa, Mollusca, Bivalvia, Myida, Myidae. The transcript is spliced from 2 exons. Gene Ontology annotation, cellular component: membrane. The record is from RefSeq and is a predicted model, not a curated record.
CGCUUUUCGUUAAGAAGUUUUGCUUAUAAAAGUAAGUGUUCUUACAUAGAUGACUAAACAUUUGUGACAGAAUACUCAAUGAGACACUAACACAAACAUUAAUUCAUAAGCGAAAUGAAAUAAACAGUGUAGCAGAGGUAUCAGGCCGUCCGUCAUCAUCCGAAAAAGUAUCGUAAAGAGUGACAAUACCAAUAGAUAAACUAUUUAGGGGUUUAAUUCGUGAUUUGUUCCACGUAGAAGCAUCUGUCUCACCCUUUGUCAUUUAAAAAAUGACAACAGAAACAACCGAUUUGCUGUCAAAUUCUUCACAGAAAGGACAUCAUUGGACUACCACACAUAAUUGGAAUACCACACUGAAUUGGAAUUCCACAGUGAAUUGGGAUCCCAAUAUGAAUUCCACCAAAUAUGAUAUUGACCAAUCGAUGAACGGAAGCGUUACACUGGAACCAGAGUAUGGACUUGCUGGAGAUAUCACCAGCAAUCCUGAAAACACGACAUACCAUCCAAUAGAGAUGUACGACGACUAUUUUUACCCAGGAUUUUCAUUCGAGAAGCCAAUAUAUCAAAUUAUUUGGGAAGUGAUGGUGAUAGUCACAGCACUAGUCAAUGUAUUGGUAAUUGUUGUGCUUCUGAGGAAAAAUAUGCGAUCUCGCACAAACAUGAUUCUUACAGCUAUUGCUUUCGCUGACACAUUGACAGGAGUUGUAACUCUUCCAACGUACAUCAUGGCUUAUCAGAAAUUUGUGCCCGCGCAACAGUUUAACUCAAGUGAGUAUGGUGGUUUGUAUUAUGACAACGACAUGGAAGUAACAACUGUUUCUGUGCCAAACGCAACUCUUCCAGCAACAAGUAACAAUUACGUUGAAGAUAACUCGUUCAACCAAUACGACGUGUAUGUAUUGUCGAAAACUCUGUGUACGUGGUUCAUGCUGACUAAGUUUUUCUUGUCGAAGAUUUUCCACACGAUGUCAAUUUUUCUGACGUUGUUCCUGGGCUUCCAGCGUUUCAUGUCCGUUGCUUAUCCGUUUAUUGCGAAAAAAACAACAAUGAAAUCAACGAUUGUUACGUGCAUAGUGAUCUUUACUUUUUCUCCCGUUCUGCAUAUUUACCACGUUGUAAACGAGAAAGCUCAAGAAGGCAUGUGUGAAUGGAAACUUGAAAACUGCGAGGGAGACUGUGUGUUUCUGUGGAUUGUCCUGAUUUUCAGACAUUUCGUCCCAUGCACACUUCUGACCGUGUUUACAUUGCUGUUCGUUCGAGAACUAAACAAAUCGAGAAGGAUCGGAGGGAACCGCGAACAAAAUGCACGCCGCGAGCGGGAAAACAGGCGUGCUACUAUCAUCGUCAUAGCGAUCGUCAUCGUGUUCCUGAUUCCCGAAAUCCCCUAUGGGAUCUUUCUUCUCUUUUCCGUAAUCAGCAGGCACACAAACAAGAAGUUUGAUUUGGAAAAGAAUCGCCUAAUCCAUGCCAUCUACGAGCUCACCCUGAUAGCCUCUUUUCACGUAAACUUUUACAUCUACACCUUUCUGAACAAACGUUUCCGCGAAGGGCUCAAGCGAACAAUCGUUUACCCAGUUCAGACGUUGUUCGGACGUACAUACCGAUGGUCGGUAUCGCGAAGUCAAACUGGACGCACAAGUGAAUCGCCAGGGAGAACAUUGAAUUCAAGUCUGAGUUCCAAGAACGAAACAAUGUUAAGGCAGAUGAAUCCGGGCCAGGUAGGGAAGGCGUUAAACGAAGAUUCCAACCUGACUGAAACAAAACUUACAAAUGGUACAAGUGUUUCCACGGACUCCAAAAAUGAGUAGCAGAGACUACAGAACAACCCAAAUACGACAUUCUUCAUCAACGAGUCACAAUUCAUGGCGUGAGAUUCCAAGGAUUACAAGGGCCAAGUUAUAAGUGCGGCAUUAUAAUGAAAUCGUUCUUAUGUUCUUGCCCUUUAUAGGCUGCGAUAGGAAUGUCCAUAAUUCCAUUAAAUUUCACCAAUGAAUUCAGUUAAUUAACUGUUUUCGUUUUGAAGAACUUUUGUUACUAAGGUUGUCAUCCCUUCGAUUAUUCGAAACCUUCAGUGAAUUUGUUAAAGAUGCACUCUUACUCCCAAAUAAGAUUUACAACAAUAAAUGAAAUUGUUUUAACAGUCCUUAUGGAUGAAUAAAUGUCGAAAACGAUGGUUCUUAUGAAGGAUACCGAAUUUAAUUUGAAAUAAAUGUGAAUGAAACACGGUAUUUCUACCUUUAAAUGUAUAGUAGAUCACAGUAAAUCUUUUAGCAUUCACCAAUCAUUUAAUACUUUACGCUUUCUGCUGUUAAAUACACGGUUACAAUCUUGUUUUCAGCAAUUAAUAUUUUCAAUAAUUGCAUUAUUUUGUAAGUAGUUGAAAGUUUAUCACUCAAAAUUUGUGUUUGUUAUACAUAUGUAUGUAUUGAUUUUGAAUAAUAGUGUCACUUUAAUGCAGCGCCAAAACGCGUGCAGAUGUUUUCCUAUAAAAUCAGGUUAUGAGUCAAAGGAAUAUCAUCCAUUUGAAGUAUAUGAGGUUCUAAGUCGGUUUUUUUUAUAAUGACGAAAGUUUUGUUUAUUUGAUUUUAUUGUUUCUGUAUCUAUUUUUAUAGUUUAUCAUACCUUUAUUUGCAUAUUUUUGUUCUUAUUUUUGUUGUUGAUAUUUCUGAAAAAUUUUAUAUUUUUUUUAAUUUCUUAUUAUUUCUCAAUUAUUAGUUUAUAUCUAUAUAUAAGUCCAAAUAAACCUAUAUAUUUGUU